Molecule: messenger RNA, 1065 nt
Organism: Dioscorea cayenensis subsp. rotundata (Guinea yam)
Lineage: Eukaryota; Viridiplantae; Streptophyta; Magnoliopsida; Dioscoreales; Dioscoreaceae
Product: signal recognition particle 9 kDa protein
Exons: 5
Coding region: 241-552 (103 amino acids)
Biological process (GO): negative regulation of translational elongation; SRP-dependent cotranslational protein targeting to membrane
Cellular component (GO): signal recognition particle, endoplasmic reticulum targeting
Molecular function (GO): 7S RNA binding
Source: RefSeq, a predicted model, not a curated record
UGGUUCAGUAGGGCUGCUAGCCUGCUCCUACCUGCUCUGCUCUGCUCUGCUCUCUCUCUUCUUCCUCUCAUUCGUUGCCAUCCCGUUGCCAUCUCGAGAUCCACGGAGAAGAGGAUGGAAGGGGGAGCUGGAGGAUGCUAAGGGUUUUGAGUUUGGUGAGUUUUUUCGCCAGAUCUGAGGGUUUUUGAAGCUUUUGGAGGUUUUCUCCCGAUUGGAAGGCGAAGAAGAGCGGUGCUCACGAUGGUGUACAUCGCUUCUUGGGAGGAGUUCGUCGAGAGAUCCAUCCAGCUUUUCCGCGCUGAUCCCCAAUCUUCUCGGUAUGUGAUGAAGUACAGGCACUGCGACGGAAAACUUGUGCUCAAGGUCACUGACAAUCGUGAGUGCCUGAAGUUUAAGACGGACCAGGCCCAAGAUGUAAAGAAGAUGGAGAAACUGAAUAACAUCUUUUUCACUCUGAUGGCUCGAGGCCCUGAUGCUGAUAUAUCCGAAGUAUCAGGCAAGGAACAAGCGGAGCAGUUAGCUUCCAAGAAAGGCAGAGGCCGGAGGCAGUGAAAGGCUUUAACUAAUCCCAUCUGACCGGCACCGUUUUGAUUUCAUUUAAAUUCACAGACGAAAUGGAUUUUUAAUUUACUUCUCAUUGUUGCUGACGAGGUUCGACCAAAAUUUGAGGCUUUUAGCAUUGAACUUUUGUGAUCAUUUGAUUAAUAGUUUUUUUUUCCAAUAGAAGUGAAACUGCUUUACAGUUGAGGAUAUGUGAACAAAUGCAAUGUGGUGUGUGCUCAACUCUUCACAAUUUCAAGUUGUUUUUGAUUUGAAUGUCACAUAGGCAUCAUUUCAUGGAGCAUUAGAUGGCUACUUGCUUUUGUAAACAAUUAGUUAUGCCUGUCUUGGUAAAUUACUUCUUAGUCCUUGGUUAAUUUCAUUUUAACCAAAUAGGGAGAAGGUUUAAUGGUUUGAAGACCUCUUAAUCCUUUUGUGUAUUUUUAUUGAAACAAAACACGAUGUGCACCAAAAAUAAAAUAUUAUGGGUAAAAAAAAAUUAUGCAAUGAUUAGCAAAUGUAUAA